CACAUGUGUAAAGCGAUGUUACAACGAACCGGACCCCAUCUGCUUUUCCUAAUAGCCCUGUGCAGUGUGUUUUAUUCCCGGACUUUGAGUCUGCCAUACACAUCCAUGAGACCGUCGAGACACGCAGACGGUCUGUUCACCAGUGGAUACAGCAAACUGCUCGGACAGCUGUCAGCGCGGAGGUAUCUGGAGUCUCUGAUCGGAAAACGGGUCAGUGACGAGCUGAUGGAUGAGCCAGUGAAGCGCCACUCAGACGCCAUCUUUACAGACAAUUACAGCCGCUUCCGCAAACAAAUGGCCGUCAAGAAGUACCUCAACUCAGUGUUGACAGGAAAGAGAAGCCUAGAAGAUCCUGUAACCAGUGACCCAGAGGACUCCAUGGAUGAACCCAACACCUUCCAGGACAGCUACAGUGACAUCAACGUAGACCAUCUCCUAAACAACUUUCAAUUGCCACUUUGAGGAGAGCGCUGCACUCGAGUGAAUACCUCAAGUCAUCCUCAUGAAACCGUCCAUUCCAAAAACAACACGAUGUUAAUCCAAAGGACAUUUGAAGACAAAACCAACCUGAUGAUGUGUUCUCUAUCUAUUCAUACACUCAGUACAUGUUUACACUGUAUAUAUGCAGAAUAUACUGUAUAUACAAUACGUAAAGAAGGUUCUGGCCAAAGUCUCUUCAGGCCACUCCGCGUGACAUGUGUGUCCAUGUUCAUUAAGUGUUUUACAACAACCAGCAACAGAGAAGUAACAAUUCCACUUCAACACCACUGUUGUUGUUUCAUUGACUUUCAGUGGAACAUUUCUCCCCUAGUAACUUUAUGAGAAACCAAUGCAAAAUUUAAGUGGGACUUGUCCUUUCACCUUUCAGAAAAAUAAUUGACCCAUUGAAUGUUAUUAGAACAGCAUUCAGUUACGAUAGAUUACCCUUCCCAUAGAUUUUUGUUGAACCUACGCUACCUUGGCUUUGAUUUACCAACACUGGUUUAUUUUUAACUCAUUUGCCAUGUUUUGUUGCAACAGAACAUUUUAAUUUAUUUUUCCUUAUUACCCAUAAAUUGUAAGUGAACUAUGUUCCAUUAACUUUCUCUUAAAACAUCUCGCUCAUUGAAAGUCAAUUGAACAGCAUUGACUUUUAUUAUCCCAUUAAUUAGUAGUCGGUCUAGUGUCCAUUUGCUUUAAAGACAACAUUUUUUUUUCAAUUCACUUUGAAUUAAAAUCUGUUUGAUCCAAUUCUCACCAGUGUUUUAAUAAGUGUCAAUAGAGCACAUGUACAAUUAAUUAUUUACUUCAACCAUUCACUCUCAGUUAAAUUAUUGUUGAAAUAUUAGAUUUUUAUUCUUGUCAUGUUUUAUCCAAACUGAAAAGAAUAGAACAACUGCUCCAUCAAAUAAAAUGUAAUUCAUGCCAAAAUGCAGUCACUAUCAAUAACCCAAACUGGAUGUUUUUUAUUUUAUUUAAUCCACCCUUUCCACAAUCCUUUAGCUUAGUUUAAAGUUAAAGAAAAAAAACAGACACCUGAUCUUUAAAUUGGACAUAUGUUGAUUGGACCAUGAUUGAUUAAAAUAAUGAUAUCAAAGUUAUAUUGACUCAUUUACCUUAAAUAAAACAACACAUCUAUUGAACUACAAUGAAACAUUUGGUUAAUCUUGUUUCAAUUGAAAUAUAUUUUGUUCUAUAUCACAAGGGACAGCACAUUAGGACACGUUUUAACAUCAUCUGUUGUUUUAAAAUCAAAUGAAAGGUUGUUGUAUACAUUUUCAAUGGUGCAACCAUGAGCUAAGUUUUUAUUGAAUUGUUUUAGAGAAUCCAAUCUUGGUUGUUUGAUGAUAAAAAUGUAAAGGAGGAACACAUUUUGAAUGGAAACAAAUGCAUAUAAUCACUUUAUACUAUUCAACAUGUAGAGCAAAGAUGUUAUAACUGAGCAUAGACCUGCCUUUAGUGCAUAUAGUGAUGUACACCAGUCACCAAAUAAAAGAUAUUGUUUUAUUUUUCAAAGCUGA
This is a messenger RNA of Labrus mixtus (cuckoo wrasse), 2000 nucleotides long. It is a transcript of the gene vip, whose product is annotated as vasoactive intestinal peptide. Gene Ontology annotation, biological process: negative regulation of potassium ion transport; regulation of sensory perception of pain; negative regulation of smooth muscle cell proliferation. Bases 4 to 462 code for a protein of 152 amino acids. The transcript has 6 exons. The record is from RefSeq and is a predicted model, not a curated record. Gene Ontology annotation, molecular function: peptide hormone receptor binding; neuropeptide hormone activity. Gene Ontology annotation, cellular component: neuron projection; extracellular region; perikaryon. Lineage: Eukaryota; Metazoa; Chordata; Actinopteri; Labriformes; Labridae.